AUGAGUGAAAGCGAAGUAGAGAGUAUAUUAGUAAGAUAUAUAAGAUUAAUAAAUAGUCAGAGGAUGUUGAAAAAGAUGAAGAAUAGGAGUAUGCAUAAAGAGAAGUAUUAUAAAUUUAGUAUAAUUCAAUAGCUAUUACGAAUAGAUGAUUUAAAGAGAGAACAAGAAAAGUUUUAAUAUAAACUAAGUUGUGAAAAGCCAGGGAGAAAGGAGAGUACUUUAAAAGAAGAAAUAUAAGAUUAAUAGGUAAGUGAUAAAUUAUCAACAUUAUUUGAUGAAGUGGAAGAGGAGAUGGAUAAUUUGAUUUCAAAAGCUUAGUAAUAUGUGUAAUACUUAAAUAAAAAGUAAGGGGAAGAAAAUAGUAGUUUACCAAAUACGUAUUUGAAGACUUAACCAAGUAUAAUGAGAAAGGGAAAAUUAACGGAGCAUUAACUCUAAGGAUUGAAUUGGUUGAUAGGAAUGUAGGAAGCAGGAUUAAAUGGUAUAUUAGCAGAUUAAAUGGGUUUGGGGAAGACUAUAUAGACAAUUGCACUUUUUGGCUUCAUGAAAUAGUUCAAAAAUAUUAGUGGACCCCAUUUAAUAGUAGGUCCAUUAAGUACAAUAUCUAAUUGGGAAAGAGAACUUUCAGAGUGGUUACCAAAAUGUAGAGUAUUGAAGAUGAUGGCAACAUAGGAAUGGAGAAAUGAUUUCAGUAAGUAUUAACAUAAGAAGAAGGAUUAUGAUGUAAUUAUAUCAUCUUAUGAAUGUGUAAUUAAUAAUGAAAGAAUACUUAAUAAAUAUAGAUUUGAGUAUUUAGUUAUAGAUGAGGCACAUAAAUUAAAGAAUGAAGAAAGUUAAUUCUUUACAACAUUGAAAAGACUUAGUUCUAGGUUUAGAUUAUUAUUGACAGGAACUCCAUUAUAAAAUAAUCCUCAUGAAUUAUGGAGUUUAUUGAAUUACUUGAUGCCUUAAUUAUUUGCAUCAAGUAAUGCAUUUGAUUAAUGGUUCUAUAUUAAUAAACUUAUAUCUGAAAAAGAAAUCUUAUAAGAAAAAUAUGAGAAAAGGAAUUUAAAUAUGAUAGAGAAAGCUAAAUCAAUAAUUUAAACAUUUAUGUUAAGAAGAACUAAAUAAGAAGUGGAUUUGGGUAUUCCACCUAAAAAGGAAAUCCAUAUUUAUGUUUAAUUAACACCCUUAUAAAAGACUCAUUAUAGAGAUAUUAUUUUAAAUAAAAAAAUUGUUGGAUUAACAUCCUAAAAAUCAUUAGUGAAUAUAUUAAUUUAAUUGAGAAAAAUCUGUUAACAUUUAUACAUGUUUCCAGAAUUAGAAGAUAGAGAUUUACCAUCUUUAGGAGAACAUUUAAUUGAGAACUCAGGAAAACUCAAAGUAUUAGAUAUGUUUUUGAAGAAAUUAUAAAAUGAAAAUCAUAAAGUCAUAUUAUUCUCUUAAUUUACAUCUUUAUUAGAUAUUUUAGAAGAUUAUUUAAAUUAUAGAAAAUAUAAAUAUUGUAGAUUAGAUGGUAAUACACCAAUUGAAGUAAGGGAUGAAAAUAUUAGGAAUUUUCAGAAACCAGAUUCAGAUUUAUUCAUAUUUUUAUUAUCUACUAGAGCUGGAGGUUUAGGAAUUAAUUUAACUGCAGCAGAUACUGUUAUUAUUUAUGAUAGUGAUUUUAAUCCUUAAUUAGAUCAAUAAGCUAUGGAUAGAGCUCAUAGAAUUGGAUAAACUAAAAAUGUUAUGGUUUAUAGAUUGAUAUGUAAAUCUACUGUUGAAGAAAAGAUUAUUGAAAGAUAAUAAAUUAAAUUAAGAUGGGAGUAAAUGGUUAUUGAUAAAGGACAUUCUUAAAUGGUUGGAAUUAUGAAUAAAAAAGAAGAUUUAAAAAGUAUUGCUACUUAUGGAGCUAGUUAAAUUUUGAAAGAUGAACCAUAUACUGAAGAAGAUAUUGAAACACUAUUGAAAAGAGGAGAAGAACUUACAGAAUAAUUAAAUUAAUAAAUUGAUAAAAAAUUUAAAGUUAUCUAAGAUAAAAUUGAAAAAGUAGAAUUAGGAGUUAAAACUAUUAAAGUUUUUGAUUUCUUUAAAGAUCCAAAUAAUGAAAAAGAUAUUUAAGUAAUUGAAUAAUAAAUCAAAUUAAAUUAAGUCAGUAAAUAAGUUGAAUAAUCAAAUAAAGGUGAAAUAUUGCCAUUAUUUUCUAAAUUAUGUACCGAAGUUCAAGUUGAAGAAUAUAAAUUCUACUCUGAUCCAUAAUUGUAUAAAGAAUUGAUGUAAAGAGAUGAAAAUGCUAAACUUUAUGAAUUAUACAAAUAAAAAUAGCUAUUUUUUUAAUUGGAUAUAGAUAUUCUGCCUCUAACAUAAAUGGAAGAGAAAUAAUUAAACAAAUUAAAAUAAAGUGCUUUUGAAUGGACUGAUAAAGAAUUUGAUGUCUUUUUACAAUCUUGUAUCAAAUAUGGUAGAUAAGAUAUUAUCAAUAUAUCUAACAAUUUGGGUAAAACCCAUAAAGAAGUUUAAUAAUAUAUGAAAGUAUUUAAUUAGAGAUAUGAAGAAAUUCCAGAUAUUAAUAAAUAUAUGACAAAAAUUGAAAAGACUGAAUAAUAAAUAGAAUAAGAAUAAGAGUAUUCAGAUCUUUUAAUUCAAUUUGUCAAAAUUUAUGAAGAUCCUUUACUUGAAAUGAAUUUUAACUAAGUUUAUAAAUAAACCUAAUUCACUUUAGAAAGUGAUCAACUUAUAGUGUAUGCAACAUAUAUAGAAGGAUUUGGAAAAUGGGAUUUGAUCUAAAAAUAUAUUUAAAAUCAUGAAUUGAGCUUUUUUGAUAAUUUUUUAAGGUAUAAUGAUAUUAUUUAUUUUUAAUAGAUCAUUAACUAAAAAAUCAAUAAAAUUAAGAUUGCUGUUAUUAUUAAAGAGUAUAAAAAAAAUAGUUGAUUCUAGAAAUAAAAAAGCUAAGAAAUCUGAAUAAAUGAAAUCUAAGUAAGUUGAAGAAGCUAAAGAGUCAGACAGUAUAAGAUAAUCAAAUUCAAGAUCAAAUUCAAAAAGUAAGAAGAAAAAAUAAAGUAAAUCAGUAAAGAAAAUCACAUAAUCAAAAAAAAAGAGAACUAAGAGUCCCAAGCCUAUAAGUAAUGUAAAAUCUAAAUCAAUUGAUCAAUCCAUAAAAGAAAUGGGGAAAUCACUACUGAAAAAAUGA
Molecule: messenger RNA, 3151 nt
Organism: Paramecium sonneborni
Lineage: Eukaryota; Ciliophora; Oligohymenophorea; Peniculida; Parameciidae
Source: the annotation of a GenBank genome assembly